GUUGGCGCGAGAAGGAGAGAGUUCCCGGAGCACGCGGACAGAGACACUGCACUGAGAACAGCGCGCACUUGACGCGCAGCACCAGACCCGCUGCCGGAGCGCCUCUGCUGUUAUUCAAGUUCUCGCGGCUGUUGGAGAAGGACAGCGACAUCGUAGGGAGUUUGGAGGCGUGAACCUGGUCCUCAUAUCAGCCAAAACACUAGCAGAAACAGUGAGGUACUUGGAUAUUCCGCUACUACCAGAAGAUCCGGACGACCAGGACCACUGGACUGGAGCCAGUCGCCGCCAUGCAGCACUACGGGGUGAACGGAUACUCCCUGCACGCGAUGAACUCCCUGAGCGCAAUGUACAACCUGCACCAGCAGGCCGCGCAACAGGCCCAGCACGCGCCCGACUACCGGCCCUCCGUGCACGCGCUCACCCUCGCGGAGAGACUCGCUGACAUCAUCCUGGAGGCGCGCUACGGGUCCCAGCACCGGAAACAGCGCCGCAGCCGCACGGCCUUCACCGCCCAGCAGCUUGAGGCGCUCGAGAAGACCUUCCAAAAGACCCACUACCCCGACGUGGUGAUGCGCGAGCGUCUGGCAAUGUGCACGAACCUCCCCGAGGCCCGCGUGCAGGUGUGGUUCAAGAACCGCCGCGCCAAGUUCCGUAAGAAGCAGCGCAACCUGCAGAAGGAGCAGCUGCAGAAGCAGAAGGACGCGUCCGGGGAGGAGGGAGACAAGGGGGAGCCCGCCGCCUCCUCCACCACCUCCUCCACCAGCGCCAUCAGCACCUCCACCGGAGGCGGCCUGCCCGACACCCAGCUGGCCCCCGCCUCCUCCUCCUCUUCCUCCUCCUCCUCCUCCUCCUCCUCCCUGGAGCUGGAGCGGGCCGCCGGCCGGACCGCCCCCCCGGUGGAGAUGGAGCUCAACGUCACGUCGCCGGAACAUUCCGGGUGCGAGUCGGAGGACAACGGCUCGGACAAGGAGGAGGAGGAGGAGGGGGGGAAACUUCUGCAGGACGAGAUGAGGAGCGAGGCGGCCAUGACGCCCGGACACCUGUCCCCGGGAUGCAAACGACUCAGCCCCAAACCUGACUCCCCCCUGGUGUCCCGGUCGGUGACCCCCGGCUCCAGCAGCGGGGGCAGCAUGUCCGGGGGCGGGCCCCUCCCCCCGGGACACUCCUACUCCUCCUCCCCCCUCAGCCUCUUCCGCCUGCAGGAGCAGUUCCGCCAGCACAUGGCGGCCACCAGCAGCAUGGUGCACUACCCGGCCUUCGACAUGGGCGGCCACCCCGCCUCCCCGCCGCACGGGCUGCCCUACCUGGGCAUGAACGUCAACAUGCCGGCGCCGGCGCCCCUGGGCACGCUGCCGUGCCAGUCGGCCUACUACCAGUCCCUGUCGCACCACGCCGCGCAGCAGGUGUGGAGCGCCCCCCUGCUGCAGGCCUCGGCCGCCGCCGCCGCCGCCGCCGCCGCCGCGGGGGGGCUGAGCAGCCACAACAGCAAGACCACCAGCAUCGAGAACCUGCGGUUAAGGGCCAAGCAGCACGCCGCCUCGCUCGGGCUGGACACCAUGUCCACCUGAAGACCCCCCCCCCCUCCCCCUGGGGCGGACCCUGGGACACCCGGGGAGAGGAGGCCGCGGCUAAUGGAAGGGGGAUGGGAUGAUUAGGUCAGAGCCCCC
Messenger RNA from Gadus morhua (Atlantic cod), 1667 nucleotides. RefSeq names its product diencephalon/mesencephalon homeobox 1a (gene dmbx1a). Gene Ontology annotation, biological process: regulation of transcription by RNA polymerase II. The record is from RefSeq and is a predicted model, not a curated record. Gene Ontology annotation, molecular function: RNA polymerase II transcription regulatory region sequence-specific DNA binding; DNA-binding transcription factor activity, RNA polymerase II-specific. The transcript is spliced from 5 exons. NCBI's taxonomy places the organism in Eukaryota, Metazoa, Chordata, Actinopteri, Gadiformes, Gadidae. Bases 288 to 1568 code for a protein of 426 amino acids.